Molecule: messenger RNA, 960 nt
Organism: Cutaneotrichosporon cavernicola
Lineage: Eukaryota; Fungi; Basidiomycota; Tremellomycetes; Trichosporonales; Trichosporonaceae
Exons: 4
Coding region: 1-960 (319 amino acids)
Molecular function (GO): arylformamidase activity
Source: RefSeq, a predicted model, not a curated record
AUGCCGGUCCCAUGCUCUUUUGAUGAUCUCCAGAAACGCGACGGCCCGCCCCUCAACACCUGGGGCCUGUGGGGCAAGGACAACGAGCUGGGCCAGCUCAACCUCAUUGACGCGGCGGCCGUCAAGCGCGGCCGCGACAGUGUCAAGCACGGCAUCCCCGUUUGUCUCAAUCUGCCGAUGAAAGGGCGGCCUAUCAACCCAGGACGCGGGACGGUUGAGCAUGAACUCCUCGGAAAGGGGUAUUACUUUGACGACAAGGUAUCGUUCAACACUCAGUGCACAACACAGUGGGACGGGUUUGCCCAUGUUCCCUACCAGAACUAUCCCGAGAAGGGAAAGUACACGUACCAUGGAGGCAUGACGGCCGACGACAUCUGGGGCGGAUGCACCAAGUACGGCAUCCACAACUUGGCCAAGCAUCCAGUAACCUCGCGGGCCCACCUGAUCGACAUUGCGAGGUGGGCUGAGAAGAACGGGGUCAAACUCGACCAACUGAGUGCCAACACGCCCAUCUCGCUCGACAUGAUCCAGAAAUGCGCCGAUGAGCACGGAAUCAAGUUUGAGUCGGGCGACGUCCUGAUCGUCCGUACCGGCUACACCGAGGCCGUGUACAACAUGCCCGAGGACAAGUACAAAGAGUACAACCCGAUGAUGGGUGCGAUUGGCGUCGACCCCAGUCCAGAGCUCAUGCGCUGGAUCUGGGAGACUGGAAUUCCGGCUGUGGCGUCGGAUGCCUUUGCGUUCGAGUCGUGGCCGCCCAAAUCGAUGGGGCCGGAGAAGCCUUGUAUCCACGAGGUUUUCCUCGGCGGGUGGGGGCUGCCGCUCGGCGAGCUCUUCGACCUGCGCGAGCUUAGCGACAAGUGCGCCGAGCUCAACCAGUACACGUUCUUCCUCACUACGAUGGCUUUCAACCUUGAGGGCGGUAUCGGAUCGCCGCCCAACGCCCAGGCGAUUCUCUAG